UUGCGUGCCUAGGGCGCCUCGGGGCAGCGGUCGUUGACGGCCUGUCGUAAAUCGAAUCCUUCCUUUGCUUUUCUCAUUGCUUGGCUGCGAGCUGCGGCCUGUCCAGGGUCUCGCGCGCUUUCCGGCCGCGGCGCUGAGAGGAGCCGAGCGAGCGCGGCCUGGGGCUCGGCCCCCGAGAUGCCCCCCAAGAAACCGCCGCCUGUGGCGGGGCCUAGCAAGAAGUCGGACCAGAAAAAAAAGGAGAAGAUCAUCGAGGACAAAACCUUUGGUCUAAAGAAUAAGAAAGGAGCAAAACAACAGAAAUUUAUCAAGGCUGUGACUCAUCAGGUUAAAUUUGGUCAACAAAAUCCACGACAGGCUUCUCAAGCUGAAGGUGACAAGAAAUUCAAGAAAGAUGAUAAGAAGAAGGAAUUACAGGAACUAAAUGAACUUUUCAAACCUGUAGUUGCUGCGCAAAAAAUUAGUAAAGGUGCAGAUCCCAAAUCAGUAGUUUGUGCUUUCUUCAAGCAAGGACAGUGCACUAAAGGAGAUAAGUGCAAGUUUUCUCAUGAUUUAUCUUUGGAGAGAAAGUGUGAAAAACGAAGUGUUUACAUUGAUGCAAGAGAUGAAGAGCUUGAAAAAGAUACAAUGGAUAAUUGGGACGAGAAAAAGCUUGAAGAGGUGGUGAACAAGAAGCAUGGUGAGGCGGAAAAGAAAAAACCCAAAACUCAAAUAGUUUGCAAGUAUUUUCUUGAUGCUAUCGAAAACAACAAAUAUGGCUGGUUUUGGGUUUGUCCUGGUGGAGGAGACAACUGUAUGUACCGCCAUGCUCUACCUCCUGGCUUUGUACUAAAAAAAGACAAAAAGAAGGAGGAAAAGGAAGAUGAAGUUUCUUUAGAAGAUCUGAUAGAAAGAGAGCGUGCUGCCUUAGGACCAAACAUUACCAAAAUCACCCUAGAGUCUUUUCUUGCAUGGAAGAAAAGAAAAAGACAAGAAAAGAUUGACAAGGCUGAGCAGGAUAUGGAACGGAGGAAAGCUGAUUUUAAAGCUGGCAAAGCACUGGUGAUCAGUGGACGUGAAGUAUUUGAGUUCCGACCUGAGUUGGUUGAUGCAGAUGAUGAAGAAGCAGAUGACACACAUUAUAGUCAAGGAACAAGUGAAGAUGAGGUUGAAGAUUUUGUGAGGGUAAAUGAUGUAGACUUGAACUUGUAUGUCCCAAAGGAUGUAGAUGAAACUGGUAUUACUGUGGCUAGUCUUGAGCGAUUCAGCACAUACACUUCAGUGGAAAAAGAUGAUAACAAAUUAAGUGAAGCUUCAGGAGGUGGGAUGGAAAAUGGGGAGCAAAGUGACUUAGAAGAAAACGAGGUAGAAGAACAGGAAAAUGGAGUAAUAGAUGCAGUUCCUGUUGAUGAAAAUCUUUUUACUGGAGAGGACUUGGAUGAUCUAGAAGAAGAAUUAAACACUCUCGAUUUAGAGGAAUGAACAAACAAAUCCAAUAAGAAAAUUGAAAAUUUCCUUACAAAGUGAAAACUGACAACAUCAUUUUUUUCAUCUAGAAUUCUUAAACAGGAUGUUUAUGACUUUUCCCAACUGAUUCUGGAGGGCAUCAAAAACCAGAAGUACUUUCUUCAGUUUCCAUUACUCCAGUCUUGACUACACCUCAUAGUAAGAUAUUCAGUGUAGCUGUUAAUUAAAUUGAGAGCUGUCAUCACAGAAAAUGAGGUGUAAUUUUCAACUAAAAGUAGGAAUUGAGUUUAAGUGGAUUUAUUAUUUCCAGGUACAGUAUACUGUCAAAGUGAACUUCCUUCACCUUUUAAUAAGUAAAUUGAGUUGAUAUAGAAACUGCCUAAAAUAUUUGAGCAAUGUACUCUAAAUGAAAGUGAUACAGAUUCAGAAGUUUAUGCUCCUGCAAGUAUUGAUAUGCUUUAAUUCUUCAACUGGAUGCUAAAGAUGCAGAUUCGUGAAUUGAUACAGCGUCAGCUGUGGUGCCCUCUGUUUAAAAUGUUUUAAACUUUCCCUCCACCUUUUGCCAACAAGGUUGUAAAUAAAGACUGUCAACUUUAAAAUCA
This is a messenger RNA of Pelodiscus sinensis (Chinese soft-shelled turtle), 2048 nucleotides long. RefSeq names its product zinc finger CCCH-type containing 15 (gene ZC3H15). The record is from RefSeq and is a predicted model, not a curated record. Gene Ontology annotation, cellular component: cytosol. Gene Ontology annotation, molecular function: metal ion binding; mRNA binding. Gene Ontology annotation, biological process: cytoplasmic translation. Lineage: Eukaryota; Metazoa; Chordata; Testudines; Trionychidae.